Molecule: messenger RNA, 1614 nt
Organism: Kwoniella botswanensis
Lineage: Eukaryota; Fungi; Basidiomycota; Tremellomycetes; Tremellales; Cryptococcaceae
Exons: 6
Coding region: 1-1614 (537 amino acids)
Biological process (GO): L-tryptophan biosynthetic process
Source: RefSeq, a predicted model, not a curated record
AUGGCUCAUCCCAGCCCCCAAGCCGUUCCUUCGCUCGAUGAGCUCAUCAACCUCUUCGCUACCUCCUCCUCAUCACCAGCAACUCUCGCACCUCCAUCAGCUCCUUUAUUCGGUGCCUCAUCGACCAAGUCAGAAUCACAACCUACCAAACCCGUAGAAAACCUCAAACCAAACUUGAUACCUGUAUUCGUUGAAAUACCUGCAGAUCUCUUAACUCCCGUAUCGGCUUAUUUGAAAAUCGCCAAGGAUAGUAAAUACUCUUUCUUACUGGAAAGUGUGAUUGGUGGAGAAAAUCUAGCAAGGUAUAGUUUUGUCGGAGCAGAUCCGAUCAAAGUUAUAAGGACCGGGGAAGGGUUCGAUGUGGAAGGUGAUCCAUUGACAGCUCUGGAAAAAGAAUUAGAACCUUAUAGAUUUGUUAAAAUUCCUGAAAUUGGUACUUUCACCGGUGGUGCCGUCGGUUUCAUCACCUACGAUUCGAUCGUCCACUUCGAACCCGUCACAAAACCCAAAGAACCACUGCACAACCCAUUCCCAGGAAUGCCCGAGGCGUUCUUCAUGCUCAGUUCGACCAAUUUGAUAUUCGACCAUAUCUACCAAACUAUCAAGAUCGUCUCUCACGUACACUUACCGGACGGUACGCCUCCUUCGCAGAUUCCAGCUUUGUAUGAAGAAUGCGUCGCUAGGAUAGAAACGCUUAGAAGGAAGUUGCUCUCACCGGAAGUUCCUUUACCGCCACAGGGUCCGGUUCAUUUAGGAUACGAGGCGACGAGUAAUGUGGGCAAGGAGGGGUAUGAGGGAUUUGUCACGACAUUGAAAGAUCAUCUUUUCAAAGGAGAUAUAAUUCAAGCAGUUCCUUGUCAGAGAUUUACUCGAAAAACGGAUGUUCACCCUUUCAAUGUGUAUCGACAGUUGAGAAGUCUCAAUCCUUCGCCAUAUAUGUACUAUAUCAACUGUUCCGACACUCAGCUGGUCGGAGCGUCUCCCGAAUGCCUAUGUAAAGUGGAGAACCGUAAAGUACAGUGUCAUGCUAUCGCUGGAACGCGUAGAAGAGGAAAAGAUGCCGAAGAGGAUGAAAGGUUGAGUAAAGAGCUACAAGAAGAUGACAAAGAAAACAGCGAGCACCUCCAACUUAUCGACUUAGCUCGAAAUGAUGUGCAUAGAGUGUGUAAACCAGAGACCGUCAAAGUCGACCGGAUGAUGGAAGUCGAGAAGUUCAGUCACGUCAUACAUCUCACCAGUCAGGUUAGCGGAAUGUUGAGGGAUGACCAGUCUAGAUUCUCGGCUUUCCGAAGCAUCAUGCCUGCUGGGACCCUUUCAGGAGCUCCCAAGAUCAAAGCCAUCCAGUUAAUAAUGGGGCUAGAGAAAGAACGUCGAGGACCUUACGGUGGUGGAGUAGGAGUAUUUGAUUUCGACAAGAACAACCUUGAUACCUGUAUCUGUAUCAGAACAAUGGUUUUCCAUGGUGGCGAGGCGCAUAUACAAGCUGGAGCAGGUAUAGUGAUAGAUUCUGUGGAAGAGUCGGAGUUUUUGGAAACCGUUCAUAAAGCUAAAGGUUGUAUGAGAGCUAUCGAGACUGCUGAGCAGUAUUACCAUAGCUUACAACAGUCUUCGUAG